Messenger RNA from Durusdinium trenchii, 1718 nucleotides. Lineage: Eukaryota; Dinophyceae; Suessiales; Symbiodiniaceae. The record is from the annotation of a GenBank genome assembly.
GGGGUGUCGGAUUGGUGCAUCAGACGUGAGAAGAGAAGGAUGUAAUACACUCAACAUAUCUCAACAUACGCUCCAUUCCCAUUGGAACUUGAACAUGGACCUUUGGAAGACGAUGUUCCUUUUACGAACCAGUGGUUGUCAGGUUUCAUGCCAAUUUUCCAGGGCCUACAUGGCUCAACAUCAACUAAAGAUUUAUUCAAGACCGUUUAGCUGCGUAGGAGAUGUUUUUGUUUUUCAGAGUCCAUGUUUUCACCUGGUGGUGUCACUUCUUUGCAUUCCACACAUUUGCUUGGGGCAUCUUAGAGCUGAAGAAAUGGAUGCUGGACGCCUUUGAUUCUUGUGUUUGCCCCUUUCACUCUGGGCUCCAGCACUGGGGAUUUUGGGGCGUUGCAGCCGCGUGUUGACAGCCGGAAACGCGCCCGCACCGAUGGGGCGGCGAGGUGUGCUGCUCGGAGCCGUUCUUGCAGCUGGGUUGCUGCGGUCCAUAACGAUGGCCUUCUCGUUGGCCAGCAUCAGUGCAGCUGAAACUCAGGCCUCCAACUUGCUUUCUUCUUUGCAGAGCGGUGUUGGGCACGUCUUGCUCUUCACCAGCGUGACCUUCGUGCAGCUCAUCGUCCGCAUGAUUCCCGGCUUGGCCGUGCUCAUGCUCGGCUACGCAGGCUACAGGAUCUAUAGCACUGGUAGCUUCAACAAAAGCACAGUGCUUGGCUUGGUGGUGGCUCUAGGCCUCACCUACGGCCUCAUCCGCCUCGGUCAGCGCUUCGGCCCCGGCGCCGUCCGCGCGCCCCUCGCGCGCGACGCCGCGGGGCAGCCGGUGCGGAGCGGAGAGCUGGUUUUGAUGCAAAGCGGCGAGGUCGUUCUCAGACCUGACCCUCGACAAGCAGCUGGGAGCGCCGAGCCAGGCUGGCAGGAAGCUUUGGCGCAAAGCAUCCAGGUAGCUCUGGUGCAGGGACAGGAGCAGGUGGUGUUGGACUUCUCGCGGAAAGGCUGCGCCUACUGCGCCAAGCAGUUGCCCGUGCUCGAGGAGCUCAUCCGGGCGCGCGCGGCGGGUGCCUCGGCCGUGGCCGGCUCCGCCUUCGUGGGUGGCAACCUGGCACUGGCGCCGCUGAGGGUCUUCCUGCUGGAUGCGGAGGAGUUUCCUCAACUCGCGCAAGGCUUUCAGGUCCAGGCCUUUCCCACGCUGUGGAUCUUCGGGCAUCCGCAGGUGGACCCCAUUGUCACGCAGGGCUUUAUGGAACGACCCAAGCUGGAGGAGGUGUUGCAAAUCGAGGCCAUGAAGCGGCCCCCGAGACCACAGAAGAAGAAAGGGCUCCUGGGAAAGAUCUUCCGCUGACCGGGGGACAUCCAGUGGGAGAAGUGGGAUGGCCUUUUCUGGCGUUCUUCAUUUUGCGCAGAGCCCCACAUGAUCGGGUUGAUUGGCUGCACCAGCGCCAGAAGAGGCUUCACCUCCGGUGAUGCAGCGCCAAAGUGGCUCACUCCAAAGUGUCUCACUCGCGCAAAGUCUUCAUAAACAGUGUUUAUGGCUGUUCCAACAGCCGGAGGAGACUCCGCGAGUCCGCCCAGUGUUUUCGCUUUGCAGUACGUGGCAGUGUUGAUGGAUGUGAGUUUCGUGGCUUCGUGCGGCGCCGGAGUGUCUUCUCCGCAGCGGAUACAUGGUUCCACCGUGCGUUCCACCGUGCCGGUGUGGAUGUGAGUAAUGAGUUCGGGAUGAAUUGGAC